Messenger RNA from Exophiala mesophila, 926 nucleotides. Its product is annotated as adenylyl-sulfate kinase. Gene Ontology annotation, molecular function: ATP binding; adenylylsulfate kinase activity. Gene Ontology annotation, biological process: sulfate assimilation. The transcript is spliced from 2 exons. Lineage: Eukaryota; Fungi; Ascomycota; Eurotiomycetes; Chaetothyriales; Herpotrichiellaceae. The coding region runs from base 117 to 770 and encodes 217 amino acids. The record is from RefSeq and is a predicted model, not a curated record.
GUUUCAACGAAUUGCUUCCAAGUCCAAUACAGAUAUCAAAAGUCAUUGUUAUACAAUUCCUCACGUUGAUAAUAAAACCCCGGCAGAUAUCUUGCAACAUAUAUCAGCUGCGCAACAUGGCAACCAAUAUCCACUUCCACCCAUCACCACUCACACCCAGUAUCCGGUCUGGACUCCGCAAACAAACGGGUCUCACCAUCUGGCUCACAGGCCUAUCCGCCAGCGGCAAAUCAACCAUCGCCGUUGCCCUGGAACAAGCACUUCUCCGCAAACCAUACAACAAAGCCGCCUACCGACUCGAUGGCGACAACAUCCGCUUCGGAUUGAACAAAGACCUCGGCUUCUCGCCCAAGGAUCGCGAAGAGAACAUCCGUCGCAUUGCCGAAGUCGCAAAAUUAUUCGCCGAUUCCGCCACCAUUGCCGUCACGAGCUUCAUCAGCCCGUACCGGGCAGAUCGGGAUCUCGCUCGUCAAUUGCACGAGGCUGCCCGUCCGGACGGUGAGGCUGGUGUUCCAUUUGUGGAAGUCUGGGUUGAUGUUCCCGUGGAGGUUGCGGAGCAGAGAGACCCCAAGGGUUUGUAUAAGAAAGCGAGGGAGGGGAAGAUUCCAGAGUUUACCGGUAUCAGUGCCCCGUAUGAGGAGCCGUUGAAGCCGGAGAUUCAUAUUCAAAGUGAUAAGACUUCGGUGGAGGAUGCGGUUAAGAUUAUUGUCAAGUAUCUCGAGGAUAAGGGGUAUUUGGCCACUCCUCCGGAGGUCAGUGAUGAUGAGUAAAAGCGGGAAGCUGGGAUUGAAGAGAUGAGAUAGAUCAUUGCAUGGUGUGGUAUGAUUUUCAUUUCAUGUAAAGGGCAAUAGAUAAAAUUGUAUGUACUGAUAUCUACAUGAACAAUACAACGACGACAUAACAUCUCACUAUUUGGACGUCGUCUU